Ooceraea biroi (clonal raider ant) is the source of this 4470-nucleotide messenger RNA. RefSeq names its product G-protein-signaling modulator pins (gene pins). The record is from RefSeq and is a predicted model, not a curated record. Lineage: Eukaryota; Metazoa; Arthropoda; Insecta; Hymenoptera; Formicidae. Gene Ontology annotation, molecular function: G-protein alpha-subunit binding; GDP-dissociation inhibitor activity. Gene Ontology annotation, cellular component: cell cortex. Gene Ontology annotation, biological process: establishment of mitotic spindle orientation.
AUGUCUCUGAGCGCCAGCGCGGAAAACCUCUCGUCCGAGGGACAAAAUAGUGAACGAUGGAAUAUGUGUCUGGAAUUGGCACUGGAAGGUGAACGCCUGUGCAAAUCCGGCGACUGCAAGUCAGGCGUGGCGUUCUUCCAGGCCGCGAUUCAGGCCGGCACGGACGAUUUGCGGAUACUGAGCGCGAUUUACAGUCAACUGGGCAACGCGUACUUCUACCUGGGUGAUUAUGUCAAGGCGAUGCAAUAUCACAAACUAGAUCUGACACUUGCCAGGAACAUGGGCGACAAGUUGGGUGAAGCCAAGUCCAGUGGCAACUUGGGCAAUACGCUGAAAGUUAUGGGCAAAUUCGACGAAGCCAUGAUAUGCUGCAAGAGACAUCUGGAGAUCUCCAGAGAGAUCGGAGACAAGCUCAGCGAAGGAAGAGCUCUUUACAAUUUGGGGAACGUGUAUCAUGCCAAGGGUAAGCAGGCGGGUAGGAUAGGUCAUCAGGAUCCGGGAGAGUUCUCCGAGGAUGUUCGACAGUGCUUGCAACAGGCUGUACAUUAUUAUGAAGAAAAUUUAGAGCUCAUGAGGGAACUGGAAGAUUCCGCAGCACAAGGGAGGGCGUGUGGCAACUUGGGCAAUACGUUCUAUUUGCUGGGCGACUUCCAACAAGCCAUUUAUUACCACAAUGAACGUUUAAAGAUCGCCAGAGAAUUUGGCGACAAGCCGGCUGAGAGAAGGGCCAACAGUAAUCUGGGCAACUCGCACAUAUUUCUGGGCGAGUUUGAGAAAGCUGCGCAGCACUACAAGAGGACUUUAGUGCUUGCACAAGAGCUGGGCGACCGCGAGGUAGAGGCGCAAGCCUGCUAUUCUCUGGGUAAUACGUACACCCUGCUGCGCGACUACUCGGCGGCCAUAGAGUACCAUUUAUGGCAUCUGGGUAUCGCCCAGCAACUGAAGGAUCGUGUCGGCGAGGGACGUGCUUGCUGGUCGCUGGGCAAUGCCUACGCCGCGAUGGACAAUCACGAGAAGGCGCUGCACUAUGCGAAUCUGCAUUUGCACAUCUCGAAAGAGCUGGAGGAUCAAAUGGGGCAGGCCACCGCGCAGAUGAACGUCGACGAUCUGCAGAAGAUGCUUGGCUUGGAGAAGAGCCAGCAACAGGAGAGCAAUAAAGAGAAUCUGAAUACGCAGAAGUCGGCGAACGCAACAUCGAACGUCCCAGCAACCACACCCAACAGGUACAGACUCAGGCGGCAGAGCAUGGACAAUCUGGAUCUCAUAAAGCUCACACCCGACGCAAAGCAGAAGGAUCAGUCAGAUAUCGCGUUGGACAAAGGCAGCAACGUUGCGUCGCAGCCAUCUCAGAAGGAGGAAGAUAAUUUCUUCGAUCUGCUGUCCCGAUUCCAGUCGGGCAGAAUGGACGAUCAACGCUGCGCGCUCAACACGAAGCACAAUUCGAAGUACCGAGCAAUCACGCCGGAAGCAUCCGAAAUGGAGGAUAAGGACGGAGAAGAUCUGCUGGAGUUAAUCGCCGGAAUGCAAAGUAAACGCAUGGAUGAGCAACGGGUGACGUUGCCUUACCUGCCAGGACUGAAUACUAACAAGGAUGCGGAUGAUUCCUUCAUCGAGAUGCUUGUCAGAUGUCAGAGUUCACGUUUAGAGGAUCAGCGGAGUCCACUACCAGCUGCGUCAAGCUUACAGGACGCCGAGGAGGAAAGGGGUCGAAGAGCCAACGGAAACGCUCAGUCAGGUUCCACAGUGCCCGAGGAGGACCUUUUCGCCCUAAUCCAAAGACUUCAAGCCGGGCGGAUGGAGGAUCAGAGAGCUUCCGGACCUGGCAAAGCGUGCUAGACGAAAGCAGAUGGUGACCCGAGUCGCCAUAAUACGUUCCAUUCGCUAAAUUCUUUCGCUUUACGUAUUUGUCAACCACAUUCCUUCGCUGACCAUUCAAUCGUCGCUGCAAUGCCGUUUUCUUGAUUACUUAAUAGGAUAUCGAAGCUCUUGGUACUAUAUCCGAACGGCCUGGCUCCGAUCCAAGAAGGCGACGAUUCGAAACGCCUGAUUGCGAUUGACUAGACAUCGUGCCCGAGUGCGAAAAUACUUUUAAAUCGUAGGAUAGUGAGAAGAAGCUUCUUUCCUCACGGUCUUCUCUUAAGGAUAGAGGAUUUAGGAUGAACCUCUGCACCCGGGUCGUCAUUUCGUUCGGAUGGACUUAACUGUUUAUUCGCGUAGAUUGUCGCGCGUCUCUGCCAACGAUAAGUAACCUCCCGUAAUUAAUCUAUAGUUUAGCGAUUGCUGUAGGAGUCAGUUGUGCAAGAGCAUUAUGAAACAAUAAUGCAAUAAUGAACGAGUUUUCAGUUGACGUCUAGGAGUAAUAACUGCCGUCUAGUGUCUCCGGCUGUCUGAUCGAGUAAAUUGUUGAAAAAAAAAAACUGGCUGGUACGAGCUACGUUCGAUAAGUAAGUUAUCCGUCAACCGCGAAUGUUAAAUAAACGUAAAUGCGUUUGCCGAGCGACCACCUCGUGAUUUAUGUGACGCGGCGCCGGUAACCGCCAUGCACUGGUUAGUAUUAUCAAGAACUUCACACGACACCUGUUUUUUACACGGGGCUGGAAACGCGCGUGGAAAAGCAGGUCUUCCGAGCACUGCCAGCUUUUGAGGGUGUGAACCGUCCUCGGGAACGGUUUACUUCGCGACGAGGACACGCGGAGACGCGCCCCCGCAAUGUUCACACCCUCAGGAUCGUAGUUUCAUUAUUUUUUAUACACAUAUAUUUUCUCGCGCGUACUUUUCAAUUUACUUCGAUCUACUAAGGAGAAGCGCAGGAUUAUUUUUUUAAGGGAUAUAUAUUACGCGCGCGUAGACGUUAUGUACAGUGAGUGAGAAGAGUAUUCGUGCACCGCCGAGUCUCGCUGUCGAGCGCAACUCUCCUAGUUGCUAAACAAUCGUGGAUAAUCGUGACGCUAAUAAAUAACUCGCGUGGGAGUAAAAAAGUAAAGUGAGCAUGUUAAUUAUUCACUAUGCAACAGAACUGACAAAUUGCAUAAUUUCUCGAUAGCACUCUACGUCUUUUCCGAUACAUAAUGUGCGCUUUAGAAAGUUUUCUGCUGUCGUCUUUGAAGUUGUAAUCAAAGCUACAAUCAUGAGCAAUUCCUUUAGGCAUAUUGUUGUUGUUAUUAUUAUUAUAUUUGCAUAAGUAUUGAAACAACUGCUAAAUCUUGCCGGGUGGCAUAGGGGAAGAGGGGUGGCGUGCGUUGACUGCAACGCAUUGCAAACGAAUAACACUUUACUUUUCGAUUCCUCUUCGCGUAUAUAUGUACACAUAUAGCUAAUGUUGGAUGAAAUAUUUUUUAAAGAUUUUUAGACAGAGGGGGAGAAGAGUGACAAAUCUCUGUAGUUAAAAAAGGAUGAUGGUGUAUGAAUAUUAUUUUUACUUAUUGUAUGUUUAAUAGAACGGAGCCUCAUGACGAAUAUCAGUGCCAAAGAUUCUCGAUACGCUGAGAAAGGACCUGACAAAAAAGGGGGAGGGAAAGAAAACUUGUUCAAUGAAUCCGUUAUCGUUGCCAGUACGAAUGCCAUCGCUUGUGCGAGAAUUUACUGUCGUGUCUUGUAACAGAAACGUUGACGUGGAGCUGAAUGUUACCUGAAUUCGGUGAAGCAUUGAAUUCGUAAUUCAUGCGUAUUCCGUCUCCACUCGUAGAAUUAUUAAUUCGAAACAGAUUUCCGUGUCCAAUAUCGUUUCGAUUUCGUUUUGGUUUCGACUUUGAACAAUUCGGAUUCGUUAUGACGCAGUACAUCUGUUGCUGUUUCAAGACUUUGUGAAUCUAAAUUAGGCUGAUUAGUCUAAAUGUACAAACGUGGAGGACGUACGUAACUGUGGCGUGUCAUCUGUUCUAAUGAUCAAAUGUGUACAUAAAGUAAAUCAAGUAACUCCGUACCAAUUAAGAUGUCGAUUUAGCGACAAAACUGCAACGACAUUGUUAUCUGCGCUAAAAAAAAAGAAAGAAAAAGUAUCGAUAAUAUAAGUUGAUUCAACAAGAGUGCAAGAGUAGUGAUAUACUAAUUACCAGAUCGAUUGCUGAAUAUGUUUUUGCUAUUAUGAAAUUAUGAUUACGAGAAAUAUUGUACAUAUAUGUGCUUUGAUUUCAUCGCGCGCAAUCAGAGAACAGGGGCUAAGAAUAUUACUGCGACAGCUAAACGAUAAAUAAAUCAUGCCGAUCGUAGAACUUGCGUGAACUUUUGUAGGACUUACCAUUUUUUUUUCUUUUUACUUAUUUUAGAGAUUAUAUUAUAUAUUAUUUUAUAUUAAUUUUUUUUUUCGUAACGGGCACUCUCGUUACGCUAGACAUUAACAUAGGUUUCUCUAUAUUAAUCAAGGCGUAAUUUUUAAUUUGCGAUUAUCCGGAGUAUAAAGUACAUUCCAUCCUGUCUAUAUAAUACUGUAUAAUAUAUAUAGAGGAUCAAUAAAUAUAUACACUUUUUCCA